CGGUGUGGCAGGACAGGCAACGGGACCAGCAGGAAGACGAAAGCCCUGACCCAGAACCCAGUGAUCCUCCUCAGCGCCGCGAGACAACAUGCUGCCAGGCUCCCCUCUGCUCCUGCUCCUCGUCCUCGGCUCCGCCGCGUGCUUCGAGCUGCUGCCGGAGGAGGCUGCUCCCCGCCGGGCACGAUUCUCCUCCAACAGCCCGACUGAUGUGGCCAGAUGUUUGAACGGAGCCGUGGCUGUCGGCUGCGGAUUCUUCUCCUGUCUGGAAAACUCAACCUGUGACACCGACGGGAUGCAUGAAAUCUGUGAAGUCUUCCUCCACACAGCUGCUACCUUUAACACAGAGGGUAAAACUUUUGUCAAGAAAAGUCUGCAGUGCAUCUCCCAGGGAAUCACGGCGAAGGUUUUCCAAACUAUCCGCCGCUGCAACAUCUUCCAGAGGAUGAUCGCAGAGGUGCAAGAAGAGUGUUACUCCAGUCUUGACAUCUGCACUGUGGCUCGGACUAACCCUGAUGCCAUCGGAGAGGUGGUGCAGGUGCCGACUCACUUCCCCAACAGAUACUACAGCACUCUGCUGCAGAGCCUGCAGGCCUGCGACGAGCAGACCGUGGCGGCGGUGAGGGCCGGCCUCAUGGCCAGGUUAGGCCCCGACAUGGAGACCUUCCUCCAGCUCGUCCAGAACAAACCCUGCGCCACCGGCUCCAGCUCCGCCGCUUUCAACAACCCGUCCAGCUGGAGAAACAUGCCCGUGUUCAACAUCCAGCCCGGCUUCAGGGGCCGAGACCCCACCCACCUGUUCGCCAGGAAGAGAUCCGUGGACAACAUGGAGGGAGGGGUUAAUGCCGAGAACUAGACAACACACAUACACUCGCAAUCACACACACUCACAUGCAAUCCUGAAUAUUGUUUCCACAUAUGCACACUGAUACAUGCAGCUUUUACCUUUUGCAGCCAAGAGCUUUAGAUGGUGAUUUGGGGUAAUAAUUACUCUUACAUGUUAUUAUUGUUAUUAUUAUUAUUAUUAUUAUUUGGGGUGAUUUGCUCAGUCCGACUACCUGAUGUUACUGACAAGCUUCAUUGAGCAACCUGUGUUACAGACAUUUGAAAAGAGGCCUAUUACAGUGAUUAUAAUUGAUAUUUAUUUUCUUAAAGUUAAUUUAUGAGGCUGUCAUGCAGUUAUAUUUAAUGUAGUGUGGGAGGAAAAGAGGCUGCGGAGGUCAGAAGAUGCUUUCAUGCUGGUCGUGGAGCUCUUUGUGACUCCUGGCAGGGGCCAUUUUGCUGGUCUGAGAUCACUUUAUUAGUUAAAGUUGUAUGUCAUGUUAAAUGAGAAGUUACUGCGGUUGAGUGACGGAAAAGUCUGGAAGCCGACUCGGCUGCUUUGUGUUAGAAAUAAAUGAUGUUAUAUGAUUGA
Messenger RNA from Siniperca chuatsi (mandarin fish), 1411 nucleotides. It is a transcript of the gene stc1l, whose product is annotated as stanniocalcin 1, like. The transcript has 5 exons. Gene Ontology annotation, molecular function: hormone activity. Gene Ontology annotation, cellular component: extracellular region. The record is from RefSeq and is a predicted model, not a curated record. Gene Ontology annotation, biological process: intracellular calcium ion homeostasis. Bases 89 to 853 code for a protein of 254 amino acids. Lineage: Eukaryota; Metazoa; Chordata; Actinopteri; Centrarchiformes; Sinipercidae.